Molecule: messenger RNA, 1534 nt
Organism: Setaria italica (foxtail millet)
Lineage: Eukaryota; Viridiplantae; Streptophyta; Magnoliopsida; Poales; Poaceae
Product: cysteine synthase, chloroplastic/chromoplastic
Exons: 6
Coding region: 379-1236 (285 amino acids)
Cellular component (GO): cytoplasm
Molecular function (GO): cysteine synthase activity
Source: RefSeq, a predicted model, not a curated record
UUUUUUUCAUAGAUAGUAUUAUGCAUUUAGACAUCCAUUGUAUCUAGGUGCGUAGCAAAAAUUAAGUAUCUAGAAAAGCUAAAACGACAUAGAAUUUUAAAUUGAGGGAGUAGUAGUUCUCAAGAGCAACACACACUAUUUGCCCUGCCGUUUCUGUAAAAGAGCAAGAAGAGAGCAUGGAGGAAGAAGUGGGGAGGAGAGGGAUCCCUUCUCUGCUGAAAUUGCCGUCGUCGCCUCAACCGGAAGCUGCUUCUCUAAAGCAGGAGCACAUCGCUUCUAACAUUACCCAGUUUCCUGCAGCUUGUAGGAUGGACGCCACUUAUAGAACUGAAGAGAAUCGCUGAGAAGGAUGGUAUCAACGCUCGGAUUGUUGGCAAGAUGGAGUUCUACCAGCCGCUCUGCUCCAUCAAGGACCGCGGCGCUCUGAGAAUGAUUGAAGAUGCAGAGGAGAAAGGGCUGAUCUCGCCUGGCUCCACCACGCUUGUCGAGCCAACGAGCGGUAACAUGGGGAUAGGCUUGGCGUACAUUUCUUUGCUCAGAGGUUACAGGUUCGUUGCAGUCAUGCCUGCCGGGGACUCACUGGACAAGCACAUCCUGCUGAGGUACCUAGGAGCCGAUGUGGUGUUAACUGAUCCUACGCUUGGUAUUCAGGGACAACUUGACAAGCUGGAACAGCUCAAGAAAGAAGUACCCAAUGUGCAUUUCCUUGACCAGACAGCAAACGCAGCGAACCCUGAAGCACACUUUACAUGGACUGGACCUGAGAUUUGGAAGGAUACAGCAGGCAAAGUAGACAUCUUUGUGGCCGGUGCAGGCACAGGAGGUACUGUGUCUGGUGUCGGCAAAUACUUGAAGAUGAAGAACCCAGCUGUGAAGGUCAUUUGUGUUGAGCCUGCUGAGAGUCCAGUUAUUUCAGGUGGCAAGCCUUCUCGGCAUAAAAUUCAGGGACUUGGCCCAGGAUUUGUGCCCAAGAACUUGGACAGAUCAGUCACUGAUGAGAUCAUUACAGUAACGGCAGAAGAUGCUAUGGCGAACGCAAGGAGGUUGGCAAAAGAAGAGGGCCUGCUAGUUGGCAUAUCGUCUGGAGCAAAUCUGGCAGCUUGCCUGAAGGUGGCAUCACGAGAAGAGAACAAAGGGAAGAUGAUUGUCACUGUGUUUCCUAGUGGUGGCGAGAGAUACAUGAACUCCGACCUCUUUGCAGCCGUGAGAGAGGAAUGCAUUGCCAUGACCUUCUGAUGUCGACGCUUGUUAGUGGUGAUCUGGCAUGGCUCAGCAUAUAAAUUGCAUCAUUUGAUCCGACAACUUGCGGAGGUGGAUUGGAUUCUAGUUUUGGAACUUCACAAACUGUUGAACAAGAUUGCUCAGCAUACGCAUUCCAUUGAGCGUUGCUGUGGUUGGACGUGCUUAUUUGCUUUAUAGUUUUGCAUAUUGACACACAACUUCCAGCAAAGAAUUGUACCACGAAUUAUUAACUGAGAGGUACCAAUUUUUUGGUACUUUCCAAGGAUAAUAAAGAAUAUGUGCAGGAGAGAAA